Molecule: messenger RNA, 2961 nt
Organism: Phyllopteryx taeniolatus (common seadragon)
Lineage: Eukaryota; Metazoa; Chordata; Actinopteri; Syngnathiformes; Syngnathidae
Product: E3 ubiquitin-protein ligase RNF128-like
Exons: 1
Coding region: 443-1522 (359 amino acids)
Source: RefSeq, a predicted model, not a curated record
AAGCAAAAGUCAGCAGCUUUUUCUGACGCUCACACAACAGCUCUGCGCGUCGGACCCGUGUCCUUAAAACGGUCCUUAUCACACGCUUAUCGCUGCCUGCCUUCCUGUAAUUGGUACCUUGGCAGUAGGAAGAGCAUAGGUGUGUGCUUUCUGUGUAUUUCAACUUGUUGAAUAGCAGUACCUUACCCAGUGCGAAGAGUGCGCAGCGUUCAAGGUUCAGGAAGAUAAGGAGAGGUGAACGGCUGGACACGUAGCUCGUGUUAUGUUACCAAAAGGCUUGUAUCAGAUUACUGUCGGCAGCAGGUAGGAGGAAACCAGAGCUGUAUCCAGAUCGCCGUGCCUCCGACAAGCAGGAACUGGGACUGAAAAAAGGCGUGUUGAAGAAGCUAACGAGACUAGCGGAGUGCUUCCUGUUGUUUUGAAUUGGAAGAAGAGCGUUACCAUGGGUAAGAAGACACAACGCAGCCUGUUGCUUUUGCUGUGUUUGUCUUGGCUCGUUCACUGUUCUGCCGCUAUGAUGUUUUGGACUGCUGUGGUGGAAAUCAACUAUUUUAUCAGCCCUAACAAGACUGUGGAGAAAGACUGUGAGUGCGGCGUGUUUGGCCGCAAUUCUCCGCUUGCCCAAGCCGCAGGGGUCGUCAUUCUUCCCAACGGAGACCCCAAAGGCUGCGGCCAGGAGACUGUGUACAAUGCCACCGCAUUAUCCUGGAUUGCUCUCGUUAAAAGGGGAAACUGUACUUUCAGUGAAAAGAUCAACGGCGCCAAACGUCAAGGGGCGUCUGCCGUGGUGGUAUACAAUGUGGACGGCAGCGGCAACAGCACCACUUACAUGGCGCACUCCGAGGCUCUGGAGAUCGUGUCCAUCAUGAUCGGCAACAUUCAAGGCGUGGCGAUCGCCAGCUUGGUGAAGAACGGAACAGAAGUGCGGAUGAUCAUCGACGCAGGCAACCCUCACGGCCCCUGGAUGGACACCUACUGGCUUUAUUUCAUGUCCAUCGCCUUCUUCAUCGUGACGGCCGCCUCGGUGGGCUACUUCUUGUUUAUCUCAGCGAACCGCCUCUACAACAUGCGCAUGCACCGGCGAGCUGAGAGGAGGCUGAAAUCCGAGGCCAAGAAGGCCAUCGGGCACCUGCAAGUGCGCACGCUGAAGCGAGACGACGCCGAGGCGACGAGCGACUCCUACAUGUGCGCCGUGUGCAUCGAGUCGUACAAGGCGGGCGAGGUGGUGACGGUGCUGACGUGCGACCACAUUUUCCAUAAAGCCUGCAUCGAGCCGUGGCUGCUGGAGAAAAGGACCUGCCCCAUGUGCAAGUGUGACAUCCUCAAGGCUCUGGGAGUCGAGGCAGAGGAGAAGGAGAGCAUGUCCCAAGCUUCGCCGCAAGAGGUCACCUUCAUAACAGUGACAAGUGGGGAAGCCAUGUAUGAAGUCCCGCUCACUGACCCUCUGAACUCUGACCCCGAGAGACAGCAGCAUCACUAUGACAACAGGGCCUUUGAGGGGGAGGCUGCCAUAGGACAGUGACGGCGAUAGAUACCACACCAUUCGAUCAAAUUCAGUCAAAUUAGCAGGUUAAAAUCAAUAUGCUUAUUUUUCUUGGACAUAAUCAAUGUACCUCCUCAUUGGAAUCCAGUGAACCACCUUGCAAAUGCGGAAGUAAGUUUCGCCCCUUCUAAAAAGGUUUGUAAUUGAUGAUGGCAAAGCACUGCUUAUGUUUAAAUGAAACUCCUCAACUGAUUUCAACAUACUGCCUUCAACAUCAUGAUGCCACCAGAUGGCGCCAAAGCAAUACUGUUAUUGCUGUGGCCUGAGCACCUUGUUCAGCCAACAAUGGAUCCUCCAUUGUUCCUCUAAAAACAUUACAAAUAGGCAAAUUGAUGAAAAUGCAGCUGUUCACUGUAACCUCAAAUGACAAUGUGUUUGAAUAGAUUGUACAGUUAAUAAUGGUACUGCACCUUAUGUAAUGAGCUUGGUUGCCAUUUAAGGGUGUGUUUCUAAAGUUAUUUUCUAGUAUGGUGAGUAAGUCGAGUCAUGUUGGGGCUAGUGCAAUUUCGAUUCUGCUUUGCUGACAUCACAGCGAGUCACCACUCUUCGGGGAGGAAGUGCAACCGAAUAUUAGGUUAUCUAUGCUAGUCAAAUUCUGAAUUCCAAAUUUCACCUUUUCAAUCAGGAACAGUGCAUGUUUCUUGUUAGUUAACAUGGGUGGUUAUUCCUGAUCUUAUUCACUAAUUCACUUAACGUGGCAAACCGCACACCAGGUUGUCAAGCUGGAUUUGUCAACGCAAGCCGGUAAACACACCCUUGCCUUUAAGUGCAGCAUGACACAUUGUACCAUGGUGAGUGGAGAACAUCACCCCAGGGCUUUCUGGGGGGUUUCUCCUCAUGAACACAUUCUAUAGAUACAGUACAUGUUCAUGUUAACACAUCAUUUACUUCCUUCAGCUUGUACUUAGAACUGGAAAGUCCCUCUGCAAUAUUGAUAAGCAAUAAAUGUCAAAGUGGAGAUAACGUCUGUAAUCAUAGUGAUUGUGUAUUUGUUGAUUGGGGGAAAUGAUCUUUAUGUGUACUUCUUUUAAAAUUACAUCCACAUGUUGAGAUUGUGUUGUCAUAAAGGAGAGGCUCGUGCCUAUUUCUGUAUGUUUGUGUGUGUAUAUACAAACUAAUUGAAUCCAAGAAUCCAUGUAUUUACAUACAAAUUCUCAUCUGGCUACACUUUAGGACACAUGCAAUGUCUGAGAUAAAGUCAGUCCCCCGUACAGGGGAACUAAAGUUCGUAUCAGUUUGCUGUUGGACCUGUGCUGUUGUAACAGGACGCAAUAUAUAUUUUUCUAUUCGGAAUCAUUUUCACUGUGUUGCAGAUUUUAGGAGUCGUCAUUCUGUAACAAUGGUAAUCAUUUGUUGUAUGAAAUCACAUUGAUGCGUUUCAGAAUGUAAUAAAUCCCUCAAAAUGAGGUUGAUUAAUA